AUGGAGGGGACAGAGAGCAGAAGCAGCACAGCCUCGUCGGUCAUUGCAGACUGGAGUUUGGUGUUUUGGACUCUGUGCGCUGUGAUCCUGCCGGUGCUGAUCACCUUGUGGUGCAGCUUCCAGCGAUCCCGGCGGCAGGUGUUAAUACGAGACAUCUUUCGCAAGAGCAAGCAUGACUGGCACUACACAGACCUCUUCGGGCAGCCCUCCUACUGCUGCGUGUGUGCUCAGCACAUCCUUCAGGGUGCUUUCUGCAACUGCUGCGGGCUGCGUGUCAGCGAAGGAUGCCUCAAGAAGGCUGACCAGCUUUUUCUCUGCAAGGAAAUUAUGAUGAGGAGCAAUGGUGGAGCCCACAGCUCUAUGCCACACCACUGGAUCAGAGGCAAUGUCCCUCUCUGCAGCUGCUGUAUGAUAUGCAAACAACAGUGUGGCACGCAGCCCAAGCUCUGCGACUACAGAUGUGUGUGGUGUCAGUACACUGUGCAUGAUGAAUGCAUGAUGGAUUAUUUAAAGACUGAGGAGUGUACAUUUGGAGAAUUCAGAGACUUAAUUAUUCCACCGUACUAUUUGUCUACAAUCAACCAGAUGCGCAAAGACAAAAGAACCAAUUAUGAAAAGGUAGUACCUUACUGCAGAAAACACUGGAUGCCAGUAAUCAUACUGGCUAAUACUCGUAGUGGAAACAACAUGGGUGAAACUUUACUAGGAGAAUUUAAAAUUCUGCUGACCCCCGUUCAGGUUUUUGAUCUAAGCAAAAUUGCACCUGCUAAAGCACUCCAGCUUUGUACCUUGCUGCCGUGCAACGCUGUCAGGGUUCUGGUCUGUGGUGGGGAUGGCACAGUAGGCUGGGUCCUGGAUGCAAUUGAUGAAAUGAAGAUAAAGGGGCAAGAACGUUAUAUUCCACAAGUUGCAGUUUUACCUCUGGGAACGGGUAAUGACCUGUCUAAUACACUGGGCUGGGGUGCAGGUUAUGCUGGAGAAGUCCCUGUUGAACAAAUCUUACGAAAUGUCAUGGAGGCAGAUGGAAUCAAAUUAGACAGAUGGAAGGUUCAAGUAACAAACAAAGGAUACUACAACCUAAGGAAACCAAAGGUAUUCACAAUGAACAACUACUUUUCUAUAGGACCUGAUGCUCUCAUGGCUUUAAAUUUUCAUGCUCAUCGUGAGAAGACGCCCUCUCUGUUUUCCAGCAGAAUUAUUAAUAAGGCUGUUUAUUUUUUUUAUGGAACCAAAGACUGCUUAGUACAGGAAUGUAAAGAUCUUAACAAAAAGGUUGAGCUAGAGUUGGAUGGUGAGAGAAUCGAGUUGCCCAAUUUGGAAGGCAUCAUUGUCCUGAAUAUUGGAUAUUGGGGAGGUGGCUGUAGGCUCUGGGAAGGAAUGGGUGAUGAACCUUACCCCUUGGCGAGACAUGAUGAUGGACUUCUGGAAGUUGUUGGUGUUCAUGGUUCUUUCCACUGUGCCCAAAUUCAGGUGAAACUAGCAAAUCCUGUUCGCCUAGGGCAGGCACAUACUGUGAGGCUGAUCUUGAAGAGUUCAAAGAUGCCGAUGCAGGUGGAUGGAGAGCCAUGGGCUCAGGGGCCCUGCACUGUUACCAUAACUCAUAAGACACGUGCACUGAUGUUGUAUCACUCGGGUGAACAAACAGACGACGAUGCUUCCAGCGUGUCUGAGCAAGACCACGUGAGAGAACAGACAGAUGAAGAUGUAUAG
Molecule: messenger RNA, 1710 nt
Organism: Charadrius vociferus (killdeer)
Lineage: Eukaryota; Metazoa; Chordata; Aves; Charadriiformes; Charadriidae
Gene: DGKE
Product: diacylglycerol kinase, epsilon 64kDa
Exons: 11
Coding region: 1-1710 (569 amino acids)
Molecular function (GO): ATP-dependent diacylglycerol kinase activity
Source: RefSeq, a predicted model, not a curated record